Molecule: messenger RNA, 1979 nt
Organism: Tuber aestivum (summer truffle)
Lineage: Eukaryota; Fungi; Ascomycota; Pezizomycetes; Pezizales; Tuberaceae
Source: the annotation of a GenBank genome assembly
UUCCCUUAAAAGGCUUUCUUUGAUCAUCGCAGAGUCUAUUCGGGUUGUUCCCUCUGGUCCUCGAUGUUUAUUACAGCCAGCUUCAAUAAGCCUAGUGCUCCGCUAACUAACUAUUAGACCUUGUGUAUGUAUUUCUCCGAUGCUCGUAUCAUACCAUCCUACGAUACGAUCCAUCCUCUCACAGCCUCGACCGGGUCUGGCCUAGGUUCCAAGGGGCCACUGUGUUGCAUUUUUUUUUUCCGAUUGGAGCCCCUUCACCUGGGUUCGCACCUUUCACCCAACGUUAUUUGUGGGGGCCUAUGGCGUGACGGCCGCAUAUCGACCACCCGUUGGAGCCCAGCGCACGGACAGUUGUUUCGCUGGUCGGGGGCCCCGCAUGCGGGGCCAAAACAACGGGUGCCUUGGCGAUAAAACCUGAAGCCAUCCAGAUUGUUCGGGUUACCGGUACUGCUGCCAAUGGGUAAUCCCAUGUUUGGAAGAGUCACUUAUUCUGGUAGAUUUUCUCGAGCGAACCUACAGACUCCACCAGAGCUAAUAUACGGUCCGCCAGCGGAACACCGGGUAUGUGAAAAGUCCCGGCAAGCUCGGAAGAUUAGGGCAGGGAAGUUCCUUGAAAGGAGCUUGGCUCCCUGAACGAAUACCGCAGCUGGAACAUAGUAUUGAUAGGGUACCAGACAGUUUGCAGCUCCCCCACAAAUAAGAUUCUCUGCUAUUCAUUAUCCCUUUUUUAGCAUUUCCUUGGCUCCCCUUUCUCUCUGCUCGAGGACCCUAUGAUACUCGAGCUUAGAAUUAUUGAGGAAAUGCAAGUAAUUUUGAGCGGCUGUACGAAUCCGAAUACAAUUUCCCAGCGACCAUCAUAUUGGGUGUUCAACUAAUCCAAUGAACCAGCCAUAAGGGGAAAAGACCCAGCAACCUCAUCCAUCUCGGUUCCGACAAACCUAUUGGCCGCCACAGCAUCCAAAAAAAAUACUCCCAUAUCACACUUCCAGCGGCAUAGCCAAAGGGACCCCACCAUACAGUACAAUCUCGCAGCGUCAAAAAAAAAAGCAAAAUCAUUACCAGCGCUUCAACUCACGAAUAUCGGAUCCAAAGUUUCCCGUGCUGGCAGCAAUGCUCAAAGGUCUUCCAAAUUCUGCAUCACAACCGUCUCCAACUUCAACACCUUCCUUGCCUCCACUUUUCCAACCGCCAUCCUUAAAGCCCAGGAUGUUGUUGCCGCCCACCCCACCGCCAACGCCGGUAAAAUCACCCCGUCGAAAAUACAAAGAGGCACCCCCAGAGAUCCCCGCGAGCACCUCUGUCGCCCCCAACACGACUUCUGUUCCUCCUAUUCUCAAAUCCUAUACAAUACACCCACUCUGUGUUCCUUCUAAAUACCUGAUUCCACCACCGGAGGCGACGCGCGCAGCGGCCCUGCAGUUUCUAAUUGGACUCCACCGCCACGCACACUUAACUGCUAACGAGCUAGGCAGCGGCCGCCCAGUCAGCUUUGUCAGUCCCGAUAAGAGGCUUUCGCCCAGAAGUUCAGGGUUUAGAGUGGACUGCGACGUUGGAGAUUAUAGGACGUCUCUGGAAAGGCUGAGGAUGGGUUUAGAAGGGUUUUUAGAGGAAGGAGAACAUCGGUGGACGAGAAACAUGUUGGAGGAUGUAGAGAUCGCAUUGGGGCUAUUGGAAGGUUGGGCCGGGGGGCAGGAGAGGGCGGCGGAGAAGGACGUCAAGGAAAGAACGGAAAUCGAUGAACGUUACACUGAGGUUCUGAGAUUGUUGUUCGGUAGUGGGAGUGGUGAGACAAAAUACCGAUAGGGGAGAGGGUAGUAUUGGUCAAAACUGUAUUUUUUAACGACGUUUCUUGAUUAUGGCAGUUAUCUACAGUAGAUUGUGGGGUCACCACUCAGUGACAGGUGGAAUGCUGUGUAUUUACCAGGCAUAAUAGAAAACAAGUUAUCAUAGUGGAAGCUCCAAGGGGAAUUCCCCAUGAA